Komagataella phaffii GS115 is the source of this 216-nucleotide messenger RNA. RefSeq lists its product as uncharacterized. Bases 1 to 216 code for a protein of 71 amino acids. The record is from RefSeq and is a predicted model, not a curated record. The transcript has a single exon. Lineage: Eukaryota; Fungi; Ascomycota; Pichiomycetes; Pichiales; Pichiaceae.
AUGCUGAAUGAUACGGUAAUCGUCACCAUCGAUUCACUACCAACGACCACCAGAAAAGAAGAUGCCUGGAAUUAUUACUCAAGCUUGAUGCCAUACUUCAAUCGAAAAAAUAUUGCAGCACCUGAGUUUCGCGUAUGGUCUCCCACUACACUACUCGGUCAGGCUCUUAGCAGCUUAACUACGGUUGAUCGGACGGGAAACGGUGCUUUCUGCUAG